CACAGAGGAGAAACGUUAUAAAUGCCUAGUGUGUGGAAAGAGCUUCAGUGACAGUACACAACUCACUAUCCAUGAAAGAAUUCACACAGGGGAGAAACCAUACAAAUGCCUGGAGUGUGGAAAAAGUUUCUGUCAGAGUACACACCUUACUCGCCAUCAAAGAGUUCACUCAGGCGAGAAACCAUAUAAAUGCCUGGAGUGUGGUAAAAGAUUCACUCAGCGUGCAAGCCUUUCUUCUCACCAAAAUAUACACACGGGAGAAACCAUAUACAUGCCUGGAGUGUGGAAAGAGCUUCAGGAGCAGAGGAUCCUUUGCUGUUCAUCAAAGAAUUCACACAGGGGAGAAACAUUAUAAAUGCCUGGAGUGUGGAAAGAGCUUCGGGGAAAGUGGAUCCCUUGCUGUUCAUCAAAGAAUUCACACAGGGGAGAAACCAUACAAAUGUAUGGAGUGUGGAAAGAGCUUCAGGCGCAGUGGAUCCCUUGCUGUUCAUCAAAGAAUUCAUACAGGGGAGAAACCAUACAAAUGCCUGGAGUGUGGGAAAAACUUCAGACAGAGAGAAGCCCUUACUUACCAUGAAAGAACUCACACAGGGGAGAAACCUUGUAAGUGCUUAGAGUGUGGAAAGAGCUUCAGGAACAGUGGAUCUCUUGCACUUCAUGAAAGUAUUCACACGGAGGUAAAACCAUACAAAUGCCUGGAGUGUGGGAAAAGCUUCAGUCGGAAGUCAUACCUUACUGUCCAUGAAAGAAUUCACACAGAGGAAAAAGCAUACAAAUGCCUGGAGUGUGGGAAAAGCUUCAGUCAAAGACAAGCCUUUACUUACCAUCAAAGAACUCACAGAGAGGAGAAACCAUAUAAAUGCCAGGAGUGCGGGAAAAGCUUCUGUCGAAGUGGAGAUGUUGCUGUUCAUCAAAGAAUGCACACAGGGGAGAAACCUUAUAAAUGCCUGGAGUGUGGAAAGCGCUUCAGUCAUAGGCAAUCCUUUACUUACCAUCAAAGAGUUCACAGAGAGGAGAAACAUUAUAAAUGCCGGGAGUGUGGAAAAAGCUUCAGGGGCAGUAGAUCCCUUUCUGUUCAUCAAAUAAUUCACACAGGGGAGAAACCGUACAAAUGCCUGGAGUGUGGGAAAAGCUUCAGUCUGAGUGGAUCCCUUGCUAUUCAUGAAAGUAUUCACACAAGAGAGAAAGAAAUGCCUUGAAUGUGGGAAAAGCUUCAGUCAAAGAGGAAUCCUUAUUUCCCAUCAAAGCAUCCAUCAAACCUUAUAAAGUCAUAGAAUGUGGAAAAAGCUUCACUCAUAGUUCAAAUCUUACUUCCCGUCAAACAAUUUGCAUAAGCCUGAAAUCACAUCUAUGCUAGGAGGAUGGAAAAACCUUCAGUCAGAGUGGAAGCCUUGCUUUUCCUCAAAGAACUCACAAUGUUCGAAAUGUAUGGAAAGGUUGCAAACUGACUCUGAAAAUUGGGAAGUAAUAUAAAACUAACAGAAACAAAACAGAAAAGAGCAAGAGUCCAGUAGCACCUAUUAGACUCAAGAUUUGUGGUAGGGUAUGAGCUUUUGUGGGCCACAGCUCACUUCUUCAGAUAUAUUGCUACAAAAUGAUUAACACGGUUACCCAGUUUUAUCUAUCUCUAAAUUAAAUCGACAAACCUUGAACUUACCUGCUGGGACUAGGAGACUCUUAACCACUGGCAUGGUUUACUCCCAAAUUCCUACAAAAAAAGCAAAAGAAAAUGAAUUUUGAUUGGACUUUACGGCCACAAAAUUUUGUAUAUGUGGUAGAAAAGAGCAAGGAUCCAGUUGUACCUAUACAACAGCUCACUUCUUCACGAAAGGUCAUACCCCACCAGAGAGCCAAUUUUAUGUAGUGGUUAAGAGUGACAGGUCUCUAAUCUGGUGAGCCAGGUUUGAGUCCCCUCUCCUCCGCUUGAAGCCAGCUGGGUGACCUUGGGUCAGUCACAGCUUUUAGGAGCUCUCUCAGCCCCACCAACCUCACAGGGUGUUUGUUGUGGGAAUAAUAAUGACAUACUUUGUAAAUCACUCUGAGUGGGUGAUUUACACUCUGAGUGGGGGAUAGAGCACAAAGUCUCUAUCCCUUCACACCUGGCUGCAAUUCAGCACAGCAUCCAGACAAGAAUAAAAGAACAUGAAAGACACUGCAGACUUGGACAACCUGAAAAAUCAGCAGUGGCUGAACAUAGCCUAACUCAAACAGGACACAGUAUCUUAUUCCAGGACACCAAAAUACUGGACAACACUUCUAACUACUUUGUCAGACUGCACAGGGAAGCCAUUGAAAUUCACAAGCAUAAGCAAAACUUCAACAGGAAAAAAGAGACUUUAAGAAUGAAUAGAGCAUGGUUUCCAGUUCUGAAAAACACCAGGCUAACAAAAGACUCUACAACCCACAAUAGACCUGCAGAGAAGAUUAGCAUAUCAAGCACCAAUCCGUAUGCAAAAGAACCUCCUCAGGAUACAGUGAAGCAUUAGCACUCCAUUAGCAUUCCACACCCUGGGAAACCCUUACAGGAUGAAACAACCCAACCCACCUUUCUGAGUAGAUAUAAAUCACCUGUAAACAUCUCCUCCACAGUUUGACACUGAGAGAUCCCUGUCUUUCGGGGCUACACCUCUGAAGAUGCCAGUCACAGCUGCUGGCGAAACGUCAGGAACUACAAUGCCAAGACCAUAGCAAUACAGCCCGGAAAAUCCACAACAACCAUCGUUCUCCGGCCGUGAAAGCCUUCACAAUACAUCAUUCUCUGUGUUUGUAUGAUUCCUCUUUUAUUCCUCUUCUAAUAAAAACCUUUC
Molecule: messenger RNA, 2807 nt
Organism: Eublepharis macularius
Lineage: Eukaryota; Metazoa; Chordata; Lepidosauria; Squamata; Eublepharidae
Product: zinc finger protein 239-like
Exons: 1
Coding region: 72-1199 (375 amino acids)
Biological process (GO): regulation of transcription by RNA polymerase II
Cellular component (GO): nucleus
Molecular function (GO): RNA polymerase II cis-regulatory region sequence-specific DNA binding; DNA-binding transcription activator activity, RNA polymerase II-specific
Source: RefSeq, a predicted model, not a curated record